This is a messenger RNA of Emiliania huxleyi CCMP1516, 2250 nucleotides long. RefSeq lists its product as hypothetical. Gene Ontology annotation, molecular function: ATP hydrolysis activity; microtubule binding; microtubule motor activity. NCBI's taxonomy places the organism in Eukaryota, Haptophyta, Isochrysidales, Noelaerhabdaceae. The transcript is spliced from 5 exons. The record is from RefSeq and is a predicted model, not a curated record. Gene Ontology annotation, cellular component: centrosome; microtubule; kinesin complex. Gene Ontology annotation, biological process: microtubule-based movement. The coding region runs from base 1 to 2250 and encodes 749 amino acids.
AUGGGCAACUCUGCCUCCGGCGGCUUCGAGGACACGGACGGGAAGACCUCCUCCUCGCUACGCCAGGAGCGCCGCGAAGCGUACGAGGCCUGCAUCGCCGCACUCCGCGCCGAGCUGGCGCUCGAGCGGCGUCCGGCGGUGCUCCCGCAGCGCCACACCACAGCGUCUGAUGACGCGAGGCCAAGGAUUGUCCUUCGGAAGCGGCCACUAUUUGAGCAUGAGGCUCGGCGCGACUUUGAUGUCCUCACCGCAGACGGCGGCGACGACGUCUGGGGCGACGGCCCUGCGGCGGCGCUGUGGGUGACGCGCCCGUUCCUGGCCCUCGACCACGACAUGUCCGCGACCCUGCACCCGGAGCCCUUCGUGGAGAGCCACGCCUUUUACGCCGACGCCGUCUUUGACGAGCGGCGCUCCACCGCCGAGCUGUACGACGCCGCCGUCCGGCCUCUCGUGGCGGGUGCGGUGCUGCGCGGCGGCGUCGCGACCGUGCUCUGCUUUGGCCAGACCGGCUCGGGCAAGACGCACACGACACGCGGCCUCCUCGAUGAGCUGCGCGGCGACCUCCCGCUCGACGUGCUCGGCUGGCGCGUGAGCGCCGUUGAGGUGGCGGGCAGCAGCGUGAGGGACUUGCUGCACGACGGCGCCCCGUGCACGCUGCGGGACGCGCACGGAGCGACGCACGUGGUCCCCGCGCGGGGCCACCCCGCCCACCCAGGCCACUCCUCCGCCGCCAAUGGCGCCGACGCCGCCGCCGCCGCCGCCGCUGCCGGCGCCGGCGACCUCACCGCCGCGGCAGCGGCUCGGCUCGGCGUGCAGUCGGCGACCACGAGCGGCGCGGCCCUCGUCGUUGGCAGCGCGGCGGAUGCCGUCGCCGCGAUCGCCGCUGCGACGCGGCUGCGCGCGACCUCCGCGACCAGCGUGCACGAUGGCUCCUCGCGCUCGCACGCAGUCUACCGGCUCGAGCCGCUCCACGAGGGCGCGGCGGCCGAGGGGGAAGGGGAGGAGGGGGCGGGGGCGGCGGAGCCCGGCGGCCUCUCGCUGGCUCCAGACGGCGGCUGCCUCUCGCUCGUGGACUUGGCGGGCUCCGAGUGGGCUCGUGACCAGGCGGCGAACAGCGCCGAGCGGGUGGGCGGAGACACCGUGGUGCGCGAGACGCAGGAGGUCAACCGCUCGCUGAUGACGCUCAAGGCGUGCCUCGCCGCGCGCGCGUCCGCAAAGGCGGGCGGCGCCCGCAUGCCGACGCGCGACACGGCCAUCACCCGCGUGCUGCGCGGCGCGCUCGAGCACGCCAUGUCCACGCUCAGCCACGUCGGGCUCGCCGUCGGCGCCGGCGCGGGCGACGCCAACGGCGGAGGCGGAGGCGGCGGCGUCAUCGUGGGCAUGGCCGGAGGCGGCGGUGGCGCAGCGGCGCCGUGCGGCGCGCGGGUGCUGACGCGGCGGCCGGUGGCGCGCGCCGCGUCGCCUGACGGAUCCGCUCCGCCGGCGCUGCCCUCCGACCCGUGCACUUGGGGGACGGUGCAGGUGGUGCGGUGGUGGCUGGAGGCCACCGCCGCGGCGGCGGCCGCGAUCAACGCAGCCGCCACGCCAGACGGCGGCACGCCCACGGCCGAGGCGUUCACGCUUCGCCGCUCGCAGUGGCCUUCCGGAGCGAAGCUGGGGAUCGGAUUUGAGCCUGCGGCGGCGCCGGCGGACGACGCGCCGCCCGUCGUCUCGAAGCUGUCGACGGGCACGCCCCUUGCGUCCGCCGCCGCCGCGUGCCGGCACGCCGUCGCGCCCGGGUGGAGGCUCGUCGGGUGCGUCCUCGACACGGAGGGCGAGGGGUGCGGCGGUGGCGGCGGCGGCGGCGGCGGGCGGGCGGCGCUGCUCGCCACGCUCAAAAAGGGCGCCGCGGCCCUCGCGGGGCCUGGCGACGCCGACGCCACGCUGACGCUUCGCUUCGAGCCGCCGUCGCCGUGCGCGGCAGCGCCACCCCGCGUGCCUCGCAUGUUCGCAGCGACGUCGCGCCUCGGCGUGGGAAAGGGCUCCGACCUGCUCUCCGCCUUUGCGGACCCCGACCGCGGCUUGCGCAAGUGGGCUGAGGUGUGCGCCGGCGACAAGGCACUCGCGCGGGCGCUCUUCGACACGCUGCGCGGCCUCGCGGCGCCGCACGGCGGCACACCCGAGGAGCGGCUGGAGAGGGACCGGCACGAGAGGGCCGAGGCGGCGGCUGCUGCCGCAGCGGCCGGCGCCGCGGUGGAGGUGACAGGGUAG